AUGGCUUCAACCAUCGUCGAGAAGGCGACGGCAGCAGUGGAGAAGAUCACGGGCAGCAGCAACGGCGAGUCUAAGUCUGCGCGCAAGAAGAAGGAAAAGGCCAAGGCAGCAGAGGCUGCAUCCAACACGAAUGGCUCUACACCAGCAGUGCCACAAGCUGCCUCCAAUGACGUCUCUGCCGUUGCUGAUGCUGAAGGCUCCACGGAGCAUGCGUAUGUGAAGGAGCUGCAGAAGCAGAUUCGAAACAUCAACAAGAAGCUUGCGGGCAUGCAGAAAACCGACGCCGUCGUCGCAGAAAACCCUGGUGUCUCUCUCGACGAUCUCGUUGCACAACGCAAAAUCAAUCCCGACCAGCGAUCCGCCGCGCUGAAGAAGCCUGGUCUGCAGGUCCAGCUGGCAGACCUCGAGGAGCGUAUCGAGCAAUACCGCAAGUUUGACUCGGACUACCAGACAAAAAUCUCCAAGCAGCGAGACGAUCUGAGUGCAGCACACGCCAAGGAAAUUGCUUCUCUUCGCGAGCAGCUGCAGGUCGAGGCAGCAUCAGCAACUGCUGGGGAACUGCGGAAGAAGCUGCUCACCUUCUCCCAGUUCCUGCGGGCUGCCGCUGCUAAGCGCACGGUUGAAGAGGAGGCGGAUAGUGAAGAAAGCAGAGCAUUUGAGGGUGCACUGUUGCUUGUAUACGGAGGUGACUUCAAGGCUGUGGAUACCGCGCUGAGCAUCAUUGAGGGUACCAAUGAGCCUGUGCCAAGUAUAGAUGGUAUACCUUUGCAGGUCGACUACGCACAGAUUAAGAAGUCUUCCAUGGCCCACGCCCCUUUCCAKACUGAAGAGGACUGGGUUGAUCAAGUCGCCGAGGCCACUGAGUUAAGUGGGUCCGAUCCCACCGUUGUCAAUGCUGGUUUGACCGAGCUCGACGCACAAGACCACUCGAACGGCAUCCAGGAAGCUCACCAAGAAGCUGUUCCCCAGGCUGGCGCAGGUGAUGCAUCUGCCAAUUUUGCCGCGGACAGAUGGGACACCAAUGCCGCCGGUACUACAACUGAGAAGGGAGGCAUGGAUGACAGUUACGUGCAUGUUCGGCGACCAGAUGACGAGGUCGAUACUCCAGCCGAGACUUCUACGCAUCAGACUCAGGGAUCGAACUGGGCUGACGAUGUUCCCUCUCACGAAGCAUCAGGUAACGUUGCCGCCGAGGCAUGGUCUGCAGAGCCACAAGACGAUGGCUGGGCCGGUGCUGAGCCAGCUGCAACCAGCGGUACUGGCGACGACGGCUUCCACGAGGUCGCAGGCCGCUCGCGUGGCCGUGGCGGUCCUCGCGGUGGGCGUGGUGGAGAUGGCGAAUUCCGUGGUCGUGGCGGACGUCGUGGUAACUUCCGUGGACGUGGCGAUGGCGAGUUCCGUGGUCGCGGCGGCUUCCGUGGUGCCCGUGGCGAAGGCGAAUCGAGGGGUGGCCGCGGCGGACGUGGUCGCGGAGGACCUCGCGGAGGUGCAGAGGGUGCCGCCACUGCCCGCUCGUAG
Messenger RNA from Ramularia collo-cygni, 1518 nucleotides. RefSeq lists its product as uncharacterized. The record is from RefSeq and is a predicted model, not a curated record. Lineage: Eukaryota; Fungi; Ascomycota; Dothideomycetes; Mycosphaerellales; Mycosphaerellaceae. The coding region runs from base 1 to 1518 and encodes 505 amino acids. The transcript is spliced from 2 exons.